Molecule: messenger RNA, 4457 nt
Organism: Coregonus sp. 'balchen'
Lineage: Eukaryota; Metazoa; Chordata; Actinopteri; Salmoniformes; Salmonidae
Source: the annotation of a GenBank genome assembly
CGGCAAAGAGCCGGAGCUGCAGAUCGGAAGAGCAGAGCGUUGGGCUCAGUCCGGCUCCCACGCCGAAGAGUUCCUGGGGUGACACUUUCUUUUUCCUUCCUUUACCUAGGGAAUACCUUGGGAUUUACCCCCCAUCUUCUCAUCCCACGGAUUUGGUGGUUCUCCCGCCCCUGGCCUCGCCUCCUGCCCGCCCUCGGAUCAGCGCUCGGGUGAAAAGGGCACCAUCAGAGGGGUGAUCGCUGGCCCUUGUGCUACACUACAGUGAGUAACCUUACGGAUGGACAGGGAGAGAGGGAGAGAGAGGAUGAUACGAGACUGUGUGUGAGAGAGACAGAGAGACAGAGCGAAAGACAGAGAGACAGAGAUAGAGAGACAAAGAUAGAGAGAGAGAGACAGAGAGAGAGAGCGACGGGGAGAGACAAAGAGAGAGAGAUUGAGAGUUAGAGAGGGAGACAGAGAGAGAGAGAGAGAGAGAGAGAGAGAGAGAGAGGGGGGUGAGACUAUGGAGCAUUACUACAGAAAAAACUGUAAAAUCCUUCCCAGAAAAGUUAGACUUUCAACUUUAAAUUGCAAGAUUGAUUUUGUGCAAUGUUCUUGAACAUUGUGCAAGAAAUUGACCAGCGGAAUCACCGAUUUGAACAAAACUUAACCAAGACUGUAUCUACUGGCAAUAAUGUACAUGUAAAUGAAUACAUAAACACAGCUUGUACCCUCAGAGACCCUAGACUGAAGAAGUCAAAUAACAGGUCAACUUUUUCCAGCUUGAAGUAACAAAAUGGGUGUUUCUUUUAAUUUUUAACACAUGUUAGAUAUAAGCCUAAGUAGGACAAAGGGAGGUCAACUUGCACAACCUGUCCAACUCUGUUUUAUAACCACAGAGAAAGCAUUUACAGGAUGUAUCUAUAAGAUAACUGAGCGUCUAUAACUGUUUAGCCCUGGGUGGUUAACAGGUUCUGCCCUCUUGUCCUCAUUGGAUCUCUAUGGGGAUGGGGGUAAAGCUGGACAAUAGAGUGGGGAGUGUAGUUUCCAUCCAUAUGCUAUUAAACUUCAACACUCGUCAGGUGCGGUAAUCAAUACCAGUGGAGGCUUUUGAAGGGAGAAAUCGGAGAACAAGUAAAACAGCCUCUUCCUACAUAUACCUAUACCUGAAUAAACUCUCCUGCACCCCACUUUGCAGCGAUAGAGGGCCCUUUGAUGAUUGUAUCAUCGUUGGCUAAACUAAGCUAUAGCCUAGGGAGCUAUGUAGCCUAGCUACAGUAUCUCCAACCAACAACCCCAAACUAUCCCAGAAGCCACUGAGGCCCCUCAUCCAUCCACAGAGCGAGCACACAGACAGAGUGCUGUUUGAAAGCAUCAUCUAAUAGCUGCCACUAUCUCACACACACACUAAGGAGAAUACAGGCCCAACAGACAUGGGGGGAUAUGGGAGAUUCGUAACCAUUGUGUGUGUGUGUGUGUGUUUUCCUCCCCUGCACGCCGUAUGCCCCUCAUGUGAUGGCCUCUCUGAUGGCCUCUCUCAAGCUGGCAUCCCGCCACUUCAGGAAAAUGAAGCGCUUCUUACUGCGCUAACACAUAGCCACGCUUACUAUUACCCUAUAUCAUUUCUGUAAUAACAGUCCCAUGCUUGGCCUAGAGAGCAGAAGCAGUAGCUAGCAGCUUGCCGCCACAGCCUGACUUAUUAGCCCGUGCCAGUGACUAAUUCUGACUGUAACGAAUCUGUCAUUGAAUUAGCCAACAAUAUUGAUGAAUAAAACCCCUUAGAAACAUAGAGUUACUCCAGUGAGGUUCCCACGACAUUUAGCAACGAUUUCGUCUUUUGUGACUGUCCUGGUGUGUAGUCAAGGCUCAGGGCUAGUUUUUACUACCAAGUGUAAUUUUAUCCCUUUGAUACACAGAAAAACGAUAACAUGAUUUCCCAGCUGAUUUUGUACUUUGUUAACUGUACAAACAUUGCACAGCUUUUGACAUUUACAUGUAUUUAAGUGUUUUUAUAUCAAAGGAACAGCUUUGUUAGCUGUAUAUUCCAUCUAUACUUACAGACAGUACAGGGUGCACAAUUUACAAGCUAAAGUUAUAAACAGGACAGUUUCUUCACCAAGCAUCCCUUUAAGUCCCUCUGGUCCAUGAUGUGAGUUAGAUACAGCACUUUGUAAAAUGUAUGUGCAAUGUUUUCUCAGCUCAUCUCUUACAGCUAGCAAAUACUGUACAUACACAAUGCAAACAAGAGACUUCAUAAAAAGCAUAUUUAAUCUCAUAUAAACCUCAAACAUCAUCACACUCUAUUCUUGGUGAACCUUCAUUCAUGUCCGAGUUCUGACGGAAAAAUUCUAAAAACAUCCCAUCAUAUAGUCUACAGUCAGUACAUGAGGAGGGUGUGAAUUUUUUGUCCAAGUGAUCAUCCAUAAAGCAUACUAACAUGUUGCUGAACAAGGCUAGAGAACAGAUGGGAGAGAGAAGUCCGUCUGGUACUGUAGUGAUUGUUACUGAGUGUUCCUCCCAGAUUAAACUCACCACAUUCCUGCUCUGCAUGUCGCUGUGUUCCACUGACAGAUACCCCACUGAGCACUUCUCUAAUCACCUGCAACAACAUUCUAGACGUUUCUGGAAGUUUCUGUCUCUCUCUGUCUGUCCCCCUAUGUACAUAACUAACUACAUAACAAUGUCAAAGUGGAUUUAUAAAGUCAAAGUUGUCCAUGUUUAUAAAGUUGUUAUAAACGGUCCUCUAUGAUUCUUGGCAUGAUUGUGCUUGUUUCCAGAUACCUUCAUCCUGACCUGCCCACUCGCCUGCCCUCGACCCCUCACCUCCCUGUAACCAUGACGACCAAAACGACCAACGACCUGGACGGGAACAAGGUUUCCUCCUCCCCUCUCCUGUUGGCCACAUCAUCCCCACCCUACCUGUCUUGCCAGCGCCUGGUGACCAAGGACGGUCACUGCGCCCUGCGCUCCUCCCCUCCCUCUCCUGGCCUGUGGCCGUCCUGGGCCUCUGCCUCUGCCUGGCUGCUAGCCCUACAGGUAAAAUAAAGAAGUUGACACACACCCUAAAUAGUUGAAGAGGUGCUGCUGGCUAAAUGGAAAAGUAAACUUAAAAUAAAAAGUUAUACACAGACACUCUAUGGGCCGGAUUCGCAGACAUAGAUUAAGACUAGUCCUGGAUUUAAACUCUCAAUUGAGAAUAUCCAUUGAACUUGAUUAUUUGACCAGUGUCAGGCUUUAUCUGUGUCUGGGUAACCAGCAAUAAUUGAAUGGGUAUAUACACCCUGGCUCUCCCCUGCAGGACCUGUGGGGGGCAGUGGUGUGCCUGCGCUGGCGCUGGGUUCUCUUGGCCUUCUGCACCUCCUUCGUGGCCCACUGGCUGCUGUUCGCCUGCCUGUGGUACCUACUGGCCCACCUCAAUGGAGACCUGGCGGUGGAGGACCACGACGCUCCUCCAGAGGGACACGUGGUGUGUGUCAAACACAUCACCAGCUUCACCGCAGCCUUCUCCUUCUCCUUGGAGACCCAGCUGACCAUUGGGUACGGCACCAUGUUCCCCAGUGGGGACUGUCCCAGCGCUAUAGCCCUGCUGGCAGUUCAGAUGCUGCUGGGCCUCAUGCUGGAAGCCUUCAUCACAGGUACUUUAUAAUGGAGAGGAGCACUUCUCUUUCUCUCUUUCUCAGUUUGUUGUUGUACCUUUCAAUGCUGAGGGCACAGCUGUUUGGUCUUCUUCAUCUUGAAUUUUUAUAAACUUUUAUAUUUAAUUAUUUAACUUUCUUGUUUAAAUUCGAUCUUUGUUUCAUCUGGGUCUCUUGAGAUUAAAAAAAAUAACACAUACAUAUUUCUAAGGAAAACUACUGAUAUGUACAUCUUCACUCUCUCUCUCUCCCAUCCCCGCUCUUCAGGUGCGUUUGUGGCAAAGAUCGCCCGUCCCCAGAAGCGUGCGGGGGCCAUCCAGUUCAGCCCCCAGGCGGUGGUGGGUCAGCACCAAGGCCAGCCCUGCCUCGUGUUUCCGGGCCACCAACCUUCUGCGCCGCCCCCUGGUGGACGUGGAGGUCAGUGCCGUGCUGUACGAAGAGAAAGAUGACCAGGUCCUGCACCAGACCAACCUGGACUUCCAACUGGACCAGCUGGGCCCGCGCCCCUGCCCCUUCUUCAUCUUCCCCCUCACCUUCUACCACGUCCUGGACCGCCACAGCCCCCUUUACCCGGCCCUGCGUGAGGGCAGCGCCAGCCACUUUGAGCUAGUGGUGUUUCUCUCCGCCUCCCAGGAGGGCACGGGCGACGCCUGCCAGAAGAGGACGUCCUACCUGCGCCAGGAGAUCCAGUUUGAGCGGCGCUUCGUGCCCGCCAUGGGGCUGGACAAGCAUGGCAGGUACCAGGUGAGCAGUCAGCACUUUGGCAUGGCCCACUGCAAGGAGCCGCUGGACAAGGAGUGUGUGGUGCAGAUCAACGGGGACGGGAGUGACAGGAUGGAGUAA